AACUUGAUGUCCUUUCAAAAAAAAAAAAAACUUGAUAGAAAACUCCACCUUGUACUUAAUCUAGAUCACAUCUUUCUGACUUACACAAAUCUCAGUGAUCUGACCCCAGAAGAAGAAGAAUUUUUGGAGACUCUAGCAGAUUCGCAGGAAGUUCACAAAGUGCAAAUUCCUCCCAAAAUGAAACCUAUGAUUAUCAAGUUCAGGCCCUCUCUGAGAAACUUUCUGAAAGAGGCCAGUGGCUUAUUCGAAAUUUAUGCAUACACAAAUGCUCCUCGACCUCUUGUGUGGAAAAUUGUUGAGCUACUGGAUCCCAGAAAUGAGUACUUCGGUCGUAGAGUAAUAACGCCUGACUAUCUUUGCAGCACCCACGAAGGAAAGAAGUGUCUUAAUCCUGUGCUUGGCCAAGAGUCUGCUGUUUUGGUGGUUGAUUACAAUCUAUGCGGAUGGAAGAGGGAAAAUCGAAAAAAUGUACAGGUAGUUUCAAAGUACAGUUUCUUCAAAAAAAGGAGUGGCCAGAAGAGAAAAAGAAAGUCUCUUUGUGAGUUGAAAUCUGAUGAAGGGACUGAAUGUCUUGUAGUUCUUCUUAGAAAUCUUAAACGAAUACACAGCAGGUUCUUUGUUGAUGAAGUAAUGUUCAACAGAGAUGUGAGGAUGCUGUUAAAAAUAGAUUGGGACCCUAUUUGUGAAGAUGGUAGGCUUAAGUUGUGGAAGAGGACAUUGUCAAACUGUAUGCAGAAAAAAGUUAUGGCGUCACUUAGGCAACAGAAGAAGAUAGCAGGGCAGUCCUCCAGAACUACUUAUGUUAAAGAACAAGUAGAUAAUCCAUCAUCGUCAGAGGUUGCAGGAGCAGCUCACGUCGAAAGGUCACAGGCUCGUUGGAUCCAUCCGAGUUGGAUUGACAUAUCAAUCCGUUUAUGGCAAAAGGGACAUGUGGGCAAGUUUCCUCUUAUCCUCAAGGAUAGCGAAUUUACCUGCAGCUCAUGUGGUUGCAGCUCAUUUUGGAACACGGGAAUCUCCUUGGGCAGUGAAAGGAAACAACAUAUGUGUCCAUCGGAAGAAGCAUCAAUUGAUCCCUCUGUGGAAAGAGAGUCCUGAAGAAAAGUUCUCUGUUACUGAUUGAGGAUGAUGAAAUUGGCAAGAAAUGGAAAGAAACACCAGUGUGAUUAAUAGUAGGAAGAGGAAGAGGUUAGAGCAACAUGUUGUCAAAAGUCUCUAAAGUUGGGAUCGUGUAUAAAACUGUUUGUUUUUCUUAUGUGAUCGAUGAAUGUUCAUCCAAUGCGGUCACAACAUUUUGUAUGAACUUGAAUUAAUUAUUGCGACUGAUGAUGCUAAUGUGCAUCUUCUUUCUAUA
Messenger RNA from Rosa rugosa (rugosa rose), 1351 nucleotides. Its product is annotated as RNA polymerase II C-terminal domain phosphatase-like 4. The annotation marks the transcript as partial. The record is from RefSeq and is a predicted model, not a curated record. The transcript has 2 exons. NCBI's taxonomy places the organism in Eukaryota, Viridiplantae, Streptophyta, Magnoliopsida, Rosales, Rosaceae. Gene Ontology annotation, molecular function: RNA polymerase II CTD heptapeptide repeat phosphatase activity.